CAGCCAAUGGAAUCAGGAAAAUGGAAAAGAGUGUUUCCCCAUUUUCACGGCUUAACAUCCCACGUGUUGUUUAAGAAUGGAAGGACACAAGAAAAAGAAUAAAGAUGUGGAUGUUGCUGAAACUCAACACACGGGUGACUUUCUGAUAAAGCCGUCUUCAGACGUACACAAACUAGACACAUCACAAUGGCCACUUUUGUUAAAGAACUUUGACAAGCUGAAUGUGAAGACAGGAAAGUACACACCCAUACCAUGUGGAUGUUCACCACUCAAGCGGCCUAUUGGAGAAUAUAUCAAGUGUGGUUUCUUAAACCUGGACAAGCCAGCCAACCCCUCAUCACACGAGGUGGUCGCCUGGGUGAAGAGAAUCCUCCGUGUCGAUAAGACUGGGCACAGCGGUACGCUGGACCCCAAGGUCACGGGAUGUCUGAUUGUCUGUAUAGAGAAGGCCACGAGGCUCGUUAAGUCCCAACAGGGCGCGGGGAAGGAGUACGUGUGCAUAUUCAGGCUACAUAGCAUUGUGGAGGACCAGAAAAAAGUCGUGCAGAACCUGGAGAUGCUGCAGGGUGCUCUAUUCCAGCGACCUCCGCUGAUAUCUGCAGUGAAGAGGCAGCUGCGUAUACGUACAGUGUACGAGUGUAAACUGCUCGAGUAUGACAAGGACAAUGCCAUGGGUGUGUUCUGGGUGAGCUGUGAGGCAGGCACGUACAUACGUACCAUGUGUGUCCACCUCGGCCUCCUGCUGGGGGUUGGAGGUCAGAUGCAGGAGCUACGUCGUGUGCGCUCUGGUAUACAGAGCGAGAAGGAGGGCAUGGUAACGCUGCAUGACGUGAUGGACGCUCAGUGGGUGUAUGACAACCAGCGAGACGAGAGCUACCUCAGACGCGUGAUCAAGCCUCUUGAGGCUCUCCUCACUGGUCACAAGCGAAUCGUCAUCAAGGACUCGGCUGUGAAUGCAGUGUGUUAUGGUGCAAAGAUCAUGUUGCCCGGUGUGUUGCGUUAUGAGAAUGGCAUAGAAAUAAAUGAAGAAAUUGUCAUAGUUACCACCAAAGGAGAGGCAGUGGCAUUAGCCCUUGCUCAGAUGACCUCUGCUGUCAUGGCAACCACAGACCACAACAUCGUAGCCAAGAUCAAGCGAGUUAUCAUGGAGCGAGACACAUACCCAAGGAAAUGGGGGCUGGGACCAAGGGCAUCCAUCAAGAAGCAGAUGAUCAAGGACGGCAAGCUGGACAAGUAUGGCAAGCCCAACGAGCAGACACCUGGCCAAUGGAUGGACAUUUUACGGAAGGCUGGUGAUCUGGAGAAUGGAGAUGUGAAACCAAACAUCGCGGCUGCUUCCACACCAGCCAAGAGGAAACACGAAAGCAGUGGGUCUGAAGCUGAGACCUCCAUGAUGACCCCUACAACGCCGGGUCCUGAUGGUGAUGGAGAGAAGAAGAAAAAGAAGAAGAAAAAGAAGGUGAAGGAUGAGCCAGUCAGUCCUGCUCCUGAACAACAGGUACAGGCACCCACCUCAGAAGGGUCUCCAGACAAGAAAAAGAAAAAAAAGAAAAAGCACAAGAAGGAAGGGGGUGACUCGGAGUGAAUACUGAACUUGUUGUCAUGGUGAACAUUCUUGAACUAUCCUUAAAUGCAGGUCAAGGUUACCUGUAGAACAUUCUUUAACUCCUUGAUGUGGAUGUCAAGGUCUAUUGUAGUAAGUUACCACUGUGAUGUCAGGGUCUUUAUAGAAAAACUGUGCUGCUGGGCAUCACAUGGCAUCAAACGUGUGUUAAUUGCAUCUAAUCCAUAUAUUCACCAGCAUGCUUCUAUGCCAGCUGCUGUAUUAGGGUAUGCAGAUAUAAGUGAAUUUAAUGUUUACAUUUAAACAAUUAAGACGUUUUAAUGUGUUUUGUCAUGAGUAAAAAACUUGUUUGUUGUUUUGUCUCUUUAAAUGCAUUUCACGAUCUUAUGUAGCUUAUUUGGUAAACAUGUAUGAUCAUUAAAACAUAGAAUUGGUAACCAAAAAGUGAAGUGGAAAAAGCAGAAAUAUCAUUCAAUGGGCAUUCUCAUUAAAUUUGUAACAUAUAUGUUCCAUUAUAUGUGCUAUAAAUUAAUAGUUAAUUGCAUUGGACAUGUAUAUUUUAGAAAUCCUAAAUAUAAUUUUUCUGAUAUUUUGUAUAAAAAUACAAAAAUUAUUGUUUGAUAUAUAAUUAUAUAAAUACAUGUUUAAAGCAAAACAACAUAGACAAAAAAUGAGUUGUAGAUUGAAGUGUAAAACCCUUGCAACUGUCUUGCACAGUGCAGCAGGAAUUUUUUUUUGCACUUUUAUGAUACAUAUUUUUAUGAAAUUCACUAUGUGCUCAUGAACCUGUGAGUUUAUAAGCACAACUCUGUGUUCAUUCAUGUGUGUUUAUAGCGCAUCUAUCACUUGUUAUUGAAUACUUUUUGUUUAUAUGAACUUCUUGAAAAAUUGGUUUUUAACAUGUAUGAAUAAAAUGUGAGCCUUU
Dreissena polymorpha is the source of this 2489-nucleotide messenger RNA. Its product is annotated as H/ACA ribonucleoprotein complex subunit DKC1-like. Gene Ontology annotation, molecular function: RNA binding; pseudouridine synthase activity. The transcript has 14 exons. The coding region runs from base 77 to 1585 and encodes 502 amino acids. Gene Ontology annotation, biological process: box H/ACA sno(s)RNA 3'-end processing; snRNA pseudouridine synthesis; rRNA pseudouridine synthesis. Lineage: Eukaryota; Metazoa; Mollusca; Bivalvia; Myida; Dreissenidae. Gene Ontology annotation, cellular component: box H/ACA snoRNP complex. The record is from RefSeq and is a predicted model, not a curated record.